AUGUCCGUCUGGUCCGUCCAGACAAAUUCUGCAUCCGAGAAUCCAAUCCUCAUCAAUGAUGAGAUUGAUGUUCUCGGAAAUUCUCUCGCUUCAUGGUCCGAUCGAUCCGUUGGCCAGAUCUCCACUGGUCAUGAUCCACGAUGA
This is a messenger RNA of Penicillium oxalicum, 144 nucleotides long. RefSeq lists its product as uncharacterized. NCBI's taxonomy places the organism in Eukaryota, Fungi, Ascomycota, Eurotiomycetes, Eurotiales, Aspergillaceae. Bases 1 to 144 code for a protein of 47 amino acids. The record is from RefSeq and is a predicted model, not a curated record. The transcript has a single exon.